Messenger RNA from Aspergillus pseudonomiae, 3333 nucleotides. RefSeq names its product C6 transcription factor FacB/Cat8 (gene facB). The transcript has 5 exons. Gene Ontology annotation, molecular function: DNA binding; zinc ion binding; DNA-binding transcription factor activity, RNA polymerase II-specific. Gene Ontology annotation, biological process: DNA-templated transcription; regulation of DNA-templated transcription. The record is from RefSeq and is a predicted model, not a curated record. NCBI's taxonomy places the organism in Eukaryota, Fungi, Ascomycota, Eurotiomycetes, Eurotiales, Aspergillaceae. The coding region runs from base 313 to 2904 and encodes 863 amino acids.
ACCUUCCUUACAUUUAACAAUACCUCCUUAUCAAGAGAACUCCGCUCCCCAUAUCUCGACCCUUUGUUCGUCUACUAGUACGGAGUACUACAUACAACGUUACAUACACUACGAUCGGCUAUCCUUUCCUACCAAAUCAGUCGGCUACAUACUUUCGACCCUGCCGCGCCCACUACUACUAGUACAUAUUAUCACUUGAGUGUCUACAUCUCGGCUCACCCAAGUGUUAAAUUGAAUCCUCGCCGUGUAAACCGCACCCGAGAGCCAAGGAGUAGUCCUUUCGGCGGCAGAUGCUAAGAGCAUCCAGCCAACAUGCCUGGAAUUCUUCCGAUGAAAGUGAUCAAGGUCGGCAACGGCGCCCAAAGUCGUAUCGCCCAGGCCUGUGAUCGAUGCAGAAGCAAGAAGAUUCGCUGUGAUGGUAUCCGUCCAUGCUGUACGCAAUGCGCCAAUGUCGGUUUCGAAUGUAAGACGAGCGACAAACUCAGUCGCCGCGCUUUCCCCCGUGGAUACACCGAGUCGUUGGAGGAACGAGUACGAGCUUUGGAGGCGGAAGUGAGGGAUCUGAAGAACUUGUUAGAUGAAAAAGAUGAGAAGAUCGACGUACUAUCUCGGAUACAUUCUUUCUCUCCCUCUUCACAACAAAGGGCGACUGCCUCUGUCCGGUCGCCGUCUGAGUCGGUCAAGUCAGGCGUGCCCGACACGAAUGAAGGCGUCAUUCAGGUCCAGGAACCGUUAUCGUUAGGUGAAUCAUCCGAUGUCGAAUUCGGAAUUGCAAAUAUUCGUGGUUAUAGUGGCGUCUUCACAACUAGACUCAUGGAUCAGGGCCGAUUGCCACCGAAUGUCUCGACUAAGGCUCUAACAACCUCACCUGCCCCAAUUUCAGCCUCUCGUACGGACCAGGUCAUCAAGACCGCGCCGCGACUUGUGUCUGAUCAACUGAUUAAUAUUUUCUUCCAAGAGUGGGCUCCUCUUUACCCGGUUGUUCACAGGCCCACUAUCCUUAAAGCCUACGAGCAGUACCUGUCAAAUACAGACACGCUGCAAGGUAGUAGACAUGAUAUGGCGCAGUUGAACUUGAUAUUUGGCAUUGCAGCUCUUACGUCAACUACGAGAACCAACCAGGACCCAACAUUCUUCGAGAAUAAUUGGUCUCCAGUCCUCGAAUCGCUCUCAGGCGAUGUAUCUGUCUCAACCCUACAAUGCUACGUUUUGGCUCAGAUGUACUGCAUGACCAAGGGUGACUAUACCGGCCUUCUACGCUACCGUGGCUCUGCCGUCAGUCUUUGCCAUCAGCUCAGACUCCACCAGAGUCAGAAACGCUUCUCUUCCAACGCUCUGAUUGCUGAGACACGGAAAAAGGUGUUUUGGUGCCAAUAUGUGGUCGACCGCUUCGCUGCUGCUUUAACUGGAUUGCCUGUUUUACUGCGCGAGGGAGAUAUCCGUACAGAAUAUCCGGAGGAUAUUGAUGAUGAGAAUGUCACCGAAACAGGUUUCCUGCCUACCCUUCCUGGCGAGUCUACUCGCAUCUCUAGCGCGAUCGCGUUGUUUGCGGCAUGCAGAAUUUUGAACAAGGCUUUGGAAGAUCUGUAUCCCUCUGAUGGAGGGUACGAAAUUCCCAUCUCCAAAUUGCGUUUGGUUGCAGGACAACUAGACGGAUGGGUGAAGACCUUACCUCCUCACCUCCGUUUAGAAUUCUCGCAGGAUAAGCCUAGCACGAAUGUUACAAGUAGCCGGUCGCCACUUUUGUCUCUUGUUUACUAUUUUAUCCGUUCAUUAAUCCAUCGCCCGGCUGUCUGCUUCGGCGAGGAACAGAUCCGUUCUUCGUCUGCGCUCGCCGUCUCUGAUUGCAGCAAGCGCAUCAUUCAAAUUCUUCAACUCCUCGAUGAGAGGCGCCUUUGCCUUUCGCUCAGCAUCAACCGAAGCGAGUUGGUUUUCUCUUCCGGUCUCGGGCUUCUGUGGCAAAGUAUCGGCCUCAAACGAGACAGCAAGCUUAUCAAGGAAAGCCAGAAGCUGCUUACUGCGAUCAUUGAUCAAUUGGAAUCGGAGUCCCCGGUUGCUGCCGCAGAAUUCAGUACGCUGGCUAAUGCGCUGGUCUCACUGGAUGGUGGCAAGCGUGCAACAUCCGAUAAGCCCCGUGAAAUGUCACCCCCUGAACAGAAGUCAUCAAGAUCUCCUAAAAAGCAACUGCAAGCCUUGAAGGCCCGCUUGGCUGCUAGCGCCGGCUUCGGCCAGCCCGCAAAGCCAGACUCGCCAUCACGCAGGAAUACCAUCUCCGGCGCCAGCCCUCAUAUUGCCCAGCGUCAGAUACGGUCUUCUAGUUGGGCCAGCCUUCCUACCCCUGAAAACCUGCGCUUGCCGGGAGACAAGAUGUACUACCCGUCUCAUCCUUUGGGAUACGAUCAAGGCCAUAUGCUUUCCAGCUCUGUACCCUCAGAGGCUGCCCACGGAGCUAUCACGAUGUCUGAUUGGGAGUUCGUUCUCAGUGAUAUGGACCGAGGUUAUUCUAACAUUUUCACCGGAAUCUAUGGUGGCAAAGAAUGUGGUGACGACUCUGGACCUUUCGCAUCCCUGACGGCCGAAUAUGCGCCUAAGCCCGACUCAAUGACAGCACCGCUGCCGGGAUCCCACAGUGACCUCCAGGGGCUGUCCCCCGAAGCUUGGUCUUCUAGCAGCAAUAGCGAUGUGGCCCCCACUCGGGAGAUGGCGGCCCAGAGCGUCCUGAGUUACUCGGAUGAAAGCAUGGGCAGUACGGAAGAGGCGGUACCCUACAACGACCUCCGGUUGUCCCCGGAAGAGCAAGCCAGUCUAUUGGAUCCCUUCCGGGGCGUUGUGAUUCCGGCUACGGAGGACGAGGUCACUGAGUUUGGGCUGAUGAACGGGUGGGAUCGGCGGCUGGCCGUCUGAUUUGCUUUCAACCAUAUACAUCGUCGUUUUGGCUUAUGGAGUUGCAUAUCGCUUGAUUAGAGUUGUUUGGGUGGCGUACGCACAGAUGUUUCCCCUUGAUACCUGGAGAUUUUUAUGGAGUUAUGGGAUAUCUAUGUAUGGUAUGAUAAGGCUUACCCACGAGAUGUCGUUUGUAACGAGGCACUGGUGAGAUGCUUUUUAAUGUUUGAUAUAUGGUUCGUCUUUGAAUGAUUCUGUUACGUACAGUGCGUCGCUUGCCAUGUAUCCGCCAGCCGGUUUUGUUUAGAGUGAAUAAUGAACGUGAUGCGCAUUGAUAUCGUGCCUUACGGUAAACCUUCCUGUUGGAGGCCGUCGCUAAGGAUUGAAUGCGGGGUUGUCCAAGAUCUUUAAGUUGCUGUAGCCUGUCGCAUAUGGAAACGCGACGUGCCG